AUGACUUUAAGUAUCAUAAAAUCUGUCUAUUGUUUUUUUUUCUAUUCUAUAGGUUGCAUGAAUGGAUGGACACAAUUUGAAAACAGGUGCUAUUUGUUCAGUCGGCAGGUGGAAUCGUGGAUUGAAGCAUCGACAGUUUGUGGUGGAUUUCAUUCUAAACUUGCUGAGCCAAUGAAUACCAACACAUCUCAUUUCUUGAUAAGUCACAGUCAGAUCAUAGGCGGUACCUUCUGGAUAGGCAUAUCAGAUAUAAUUCAAGAGGGAAAAUGGAUAUACUCAACCAGACAGAUUCCGAUAAAAGUCAACAAUUUUCAACCAGGGGAACCAAAUGCUGGGACGGCUGCCAAUUGUGUCGCUUUGUGGGCUGGCUUCUAUGGGUAUUGGGCAGAUGAGAACUGUCUUGUAAGAUACCAGUUCAUUUGUGAAGCAGAUAAUAAGUAA
Molecule: messenger RNA, 441 nt
Organism: Mytilus californianus (California mussel)
Lineage: Eukaryota; Metazoa; Mollusca; Bivalvia; Mytilida; Mytilidae
Product: tetranectin-like protein
Exons: 3
Coding region: 1-441 (146 amino acids)
Source: RefSeq, a predicted model, not a curated record